AUGUACAUUCGACUUUGCCAUUACCCAUUGUUACUAUCACCGACACAUCGGCAUUGCGACAUCGCACAGCGAAUAUUUUGGAUAUCUGGGAGCCGCUGCAAUAGCAGUAGCAGCAGCAGUAGCAGCAGGAAUCUAACAGGGGUUGCUAACAAAGGUUCCAACCCAGCUCAAGCGUUUGCAAGACGUCGACUAGAGCAGUCACGGCAAGCUAAAGGCUUAGCGGCUGAUGGGAAGCCCUUACCUGAUAGAAUAAGUUUUGAUAAGGACUAUCUAGGCCUACAAGCUGACCUUAUGUACAGUCUUAAUGAUUUGGGACCUUCUUCUUCCACUGCUAAUUCUGCUACACCAUCGGGUAUACGAGGAUCUAUAAAUGUCCUAUUGAAUCGUGCUGACACUGGUUAUGUUCGAAAGAUUGUUAAGUUCGCUAAUACUGUCACUGGAUCUACAAUACUCUCGACUACUGCUUGUUACUUUUUAGGAUAUAUGGAUGCUUAUGAUACCAUACCUUUCAUAACAGCCUUAACUACAAUGUGGGUCGGUUUACAUGUUUACCUUACAACUUAUGUAUCUCGAAUAGUGGUUGAUACUGGCAAGGCACAGAUGGCUAUUCGAGCUCAUAAUCUAUCAGGAAGGCCUAGCAGACCAAUAGUGUUCCCUGUACAUGGUAUGGAGAAAGUAGAAGUCGGUGAUAAGUACAUACGGUUCCGUACUAAGAAGCAAUUCUGGACUAUAUCAAGAAUAUUCCCUUUCCGAGUUCCCAGGAUGCAUACUAUAUCUGAUUCCGACCGAUAUGAUAACUUAUCCAAAGAUUUGGUAACUACAUCAGAUCUAGGACAGGAUUAUUUCCAACUCAAUAGUACAGCAGUAUCAACAGAGGUCGUUAACCCAGGUUUACCAGCAUCAUCAUCACCUGAUGGUAUGAUGAUGAGGAUUGAUGGCAAGAGAGCCAAGUUCAUAGGAGCUGGUGUUGGGGUAUCAACAACAACAACACAUGGCAAUAGUCAAGGAUCACACUUCAUGGGGAAUACUAAGCAGAGAGGAGAUGCAGAGAGGAAUACGGUGAUAGCGAAGGCUCUAUCACCAAUAACGAAUUGGUGGGAUAAUAUAUGGAAAGAGGAUGAGAAGGAGAGGGUUGCAUCAGUGAGAGGGAAGUUUAGGAUAGAAAAGUAUAAGUAUCAGAUGCCAGACUCAGCAGAUGGAGUUUGGAAAACUGGUGGCAUUCCAGAACAACUCGAGGAGGAAUUCAGAAGAUUUGAUACCAAUAAUGAUGGAGGUAUCGAUCCACAAGAAGUGAGGGCUAUAUAUAAAGGCUAUAUGGACCAGGCGGAUUUGUUCAAGUUUUAUAGUGAAGCCGAUAAGAACGAGGACGGCUUGAUUGAUAUGAAUGAAUAUAAGGCGUAUGCUCGAAUGAACUAA
Molecule: messenger RNA, 1416 nt
Organism: Perkinsus marinus ATCC 50983
Lineage: Eukaryota; Perkinsozoa; Perkinsida; Perkinsidae
Exons: 12
Coding region: 1-1416 (471 amino acids)
Molecular function (GO): calcium ion binding
Source: RefSeq, a predicted model, not a curated record